Molecule: messenger RNA, 3217 nt
Organism: Pantherophis guttatus
Lineage: Eukaryota; Metazoa; Chordata; Lepidosauria; Squamata; Colubridae
Gene: HIC1
Product: HIC ZBTB transcriptional repressor 1
Biological process (GO): regulation of transcription by RNA polymerase II
Cellular component (GO): nucleus
Molecular function (GO): protein binding; DNA-binding transcription factor activity, RNA polymerase II-specific
Source: RefSeq, a predicted model, not a curated record
GGCGGAGGAAGCCGCGGCGGCUCCUUGAACACGCCCGAGUUCAGCCCGGGGUCAGGCGGAGUUCGCGGCCCGGCCUUUACCUUUUCCGCCGCCGCGGCGCUCCCGGCACAUGGGGACCAGCCGGCGCAGCCUCCACCAAGCGGCCUGAGGCGCUGCGAGGGGCGCAGAGGAGCCGCCGCCGCCGCCGCCGCCGCCGUGGCAGCCGGGCAGAGACAUGCGUGUCCACGCGGACCUCGCCUGCCUGGCCGAUCCGACGGGGCUUCCAGGCGCAGCGAUGUUGGAUGCCUCGGAGGCGACGGGCCACUCCCGGCAGCUGCUGCUCCAACUCAACGCGCAGCGCACCAAGGGCUUCCUUUGCGACGUGAUCCUGGUGGUGCAGAACGCGCUCUUCCGCGCGCACAAGAACGUGCUGGCGGCCAGCAGCGCCUACCUCAAGGCCCUGGUGGUGCACGACAACCUCAUCAACCUGGACCAGGAGAUGGUCAGCCCGGCCGUCUUCCGCGCCGUCCUCGACUUCAUCUACACCGGCCGCCUGGGCCCCGGCGCCGAGGGCGAGGCUGAGCCAGCCGGCGGCGCAAACGGCGAGCCUGCCUUGGGAGCCAUCCUGGCCGCCGCCAGCUACCUCCAGAUCCCGGACCUGGUCGCCUUGUGCAAGAAGAAGCUGAAGCGCUCCGGCAAAUACUACCAGCUGCGCGGUGGCGGCGGCGGCAGCGGCGGGAGCUAUUCGGCCUCCGCGCCCUUCGGAAAGCUGGCCAGGGGCCUCCGCGCUGCCACACCGGUUAUCCAGAGUUGUUUCGGGGCUCCGCAGCGGCCGGUGGAGCCGAACAAUCCGCUCAGCACCCACUGCGGGGAGCUGUACGCCGCCGCCGCCCACCCACACGGGCUGUGCCCCCCGCUCUGCGGCCUUGACCUCUCCAAGAAGAGCCCGAACGGACCCUCCCCGCAGCUGCCCCCGCAGCCCCCGUCCGAGAGCCGCCUCCGAGCAGCGGUGGAGAGCCGCGAGGGCGUCCUGCCGCCCCGGUCCGAGAGCCCGGCCUUGCUGCCUCCCCACGCGGCCUUCGGGGAGCCCGGCUCCACGGCCCCGCUCCAGGCCGCCUUCCCCCACCUGCACCAUCGCGGUAGCGGCGGCGGCAGCCCGGGGACGGAGCCGAGCGCUCGGGUCGAGGUGGCGCCCGAAUUCCUCUACCGUUGGAUGAAGCACGAGCCGCUGGUGGCUGGCUACGUCCUGGAUGAGGAGGAAGAGGAGGAGGAGGACGACGAGGGCGACUGUGGCGGCGCCCGGCGGGAGCAGGGCAGCGGUGGCGAGCGAGAACUGGAGCCUCAGGCCCCGUCGCCUCCCGGGCCGCCUCCGCGCCACUACCUGGAGAGCGCGGAGCCCGACGGGGAGGCGGAGGACCUGGAGCCCGACAAGAGCACCAGCGAGGAAACGGGCUGCAGCAGCGGCGGCCCUUCUCCCGCGGGGGGCAGCCUGGAGCGCUACCUGGGCUACGAGCCCGAGAGCUUCGGGGGCGACAACCUCUACGUGUGCAUCCCCUGCGGGAAGGGCUUCCCCUCCUCCGAGCAGCUGAACGCGCACGUGGAGGCGCACAACGAGGAGGACGAGCUGUACCGCAAGGAGGCGGCCGAGGCGGCGGCGGCGGCGGGGCAGGGCUCGCCCUACCUGGACAAGGCGCCCCCGCCGGCCGCGCCCCCGCCGCCCCCGCCGCCCUCGGGGGGCCCGCCCGGCUGCGACCUGCUGCGCCCCUAUCGCUGCGCCUCCUGCGACAAGGCUUACAAGGACCCGGCCACGCUGCGCCAGCACGAGAAGACGCACUGGCUGACGCGGCCCUACCCCUGCUCCAUCUGCGGGAAGAAGUUCACGCAGCGCGGCACCAUGACCCGCCACAUGCGCAGCCACCUGGGCCUGAAGCCCUUCGCCUGCGACGCCUGCGGGAUGCGCUUCACCCGCCAGUACCGCCUGACCGAGCACAUGCGCAUCCACUCGGGCGAGAAGCCCUACGAGUGCCAGGUGUGCGGGGGGAAGUUCGCCCAGCAGCGCAACCUGCUCAGCCACAUGAAGAUGCACGCCGCCGCCGCCGCCGCCGCCGCCGGCCCCGACGGGAAGCUGAAGCUGGACUUCCCCGAGGGGGUGCUGGCCAUGGCGCGGUUGGCGCAGCAGCCCCCGCCGGACAAGGAGCUCUUCCAACACACCUCGCACUUCCUGGCCGCCGCCGCCGCCGCCGCCGCCGCCGCCGCAGACCCCAAGGCCGCCCUGGAGAGCCUCUACCUCGGGCUCAGCCCCGACAAGACGGCCGAGGUCUUCGCUCCGGGCGCCGUGGUGGCCGCCGCCCACCACCUGCACAACGACCACCACGCUCGGACCAUUGGCCGCUUCUCGCCCCCCUGACGCCCCUCCCCCCAGGCCUGGGAGGCGCCCCUUCUGACCUCCCCGGAAGGGGCCGCCUCGGGGGUGCCAGCGGCACCAGGGCCGACCCCCGGCUGCGCUUCGCUCCUUUCCCGUCUCCCUCGGCCCUCCAGCUGGCCAAGUAUAGCCAACUCGUCCCUACCUCAAAUGGUGCCCUCCGCCUCCACCGCCUCCGGGCGCGGAGGUCUCCGGCUGCAGAGGAGGGGGCGGCGGGCAGGGUCGCACCUGCGCCAAAGGGGGCGUCAGCGAGGCCUGACGGGGAUCGGUGCGAGCAGAGUUGGGGGUUCCCUGCCCCGGGCGGGAGGCGAGCCUCAGUUUGUUGGGACGAGGAAGUACGACGGGUGAGCCGGACUGAGCCAGCUGCCUCUCGCCCCAGCCUGGAGAGAGCCUAGCAGCAUAGGUAGCUGGCGAAGGCCAAGCCCCCCCCCCCUUCCGCUGUCAAGUUGCCUAGCUGGGGUUGGAAAGCUGCAGCCCCUGGGGGGGCUCUCUGAAUCACAGCCCCCCUUCUGCCUCGGGGAGGGACGGAGAGGUGUGUCAACCGGCCUCUUGGGGAGACCCUCACUUAACGGCUCCUGAGCAGGUGUAUGUCCCCCCUCCGGAGGCAGAAAAUGCUCGCAACGACACCCCUCGGGAACUCCGGAGCAAAGCUUCGCGGGAGUUGGAGGGGGGGCUUAUUGUGGCAGCCAGAGCCUUUCCUGCCUUCCUGGGCCUGGGAGAGGCUCCCGCAUCCCCGGCGAGGCCCUCCAGCCUCAGAAUUGCCUCCUCAAUGGCAGAGGAGUCCUGCCCGGCCUCAAGCCCCCAGAAGAGCGGGGG